AAAGGCCUGGUAUACUGUAUUACCUUCAUUUUAGUUUUGUUGGUCUUCUUGUUUGAAAUCAGUGCAUAUUGACUGUGAGAAUUUGUUGUGUUGCUUAAUCAGGUCUUACCUGUCUUGUUGCUGAGCUUCUUUUGCCCACACCCUGAUUCUCCGAUCCCUUUUUCUGUUCAGAGGUUUUUGAGAGAUCUCUUGGUGAAACUCUCUUCCUCUUUGGCUAUAGCUAUUUCAUUCAAACCAGAAUUUUACAAAUCGAUCAGAUUUACUACGAAUCUGAGGGUUAAUCUCAUUUACCCAUUACCAGCAGCUAAUGAUAAUACAAUCUUGAUUGGGGAAAGAGGAGUUGGCGGGAUGCUAGUUUCUGGAAUUGGAAUAAACUAUUGUAAAUGUCAGCUAUAUUACGACGUCUCAGAUGGGUCAUAACUGGUCUGAACAAAUCAGCGCCUAAGAAACUACAUAUUACUGAUGUGAGACCCUUGCCUCUGUUAACCCCGUCUCAACAGAAACAGACACAAUUGCUUGACCUCAGCUCCCUGGAGCCUAAAGCUAAAGAAUCUGAACAACCAAUGCUGGAGGCUGUCCAUGAGAUUGCCAUUUACAUUCACCGGUUUCACAACCUUGAUUUAUUCCAGCAAGGGUGGUAUCAGAUCAAAAUAACAAUGAGGUAGGAUGAUGAGUACAGCUCAUUGGGAACUCCAUCAAGAGUUGUUCAAUAUGAAGCUCCUGAUAUGGGUUGUGAUGACAUAUGUGGAAUAUGGAGAAUCAAUGACACAGACCAUAGCUUUUCAACUCAGCCUUUUCGAAUUAGAUAUGCCAGGCAGGAUGUUUUUUUGUCAAUGAUGGUUGCUUUCACGUUACCUCUCAGUAAACAUGAGGGUCUAUCCACAUCAGCUGUUUUAUUGAAGUUUGAGCUCAUGUAUGCUCCAGUGUUGGAGGACAGCUCAAAUUUGCUAGCUUCAUUGGAUGCAUGCCCUGCUGCCGUUCAUGAAUUUCGUCUUCCUCCCAAAUCUCUUCUGGGGCUACACACAUAUUGCCCUGUUCACUUUGAUGCCUUUCAUUCAGUUCUAGUUGAUAUCACCGUACACAUCAGCCUUCUAAAAGGUGGCCUUUUGCCCUCCUCACUGCAGGUACCCAGUGGUUCUCUAGGUCGCGAAGUUGCUGGCGAAAAGAAUGAUACCUCGAAGCAAGUAUUGCUUAUUAAGGCAUUUGUAACUGCUCGUGAUCUGCUCAUUGAAGAAUUACAAAAUCUCAGCAAGGCUAUUAAUCAAACAGUUGAUAUUCCUGAUUUUACUUCUAAGCUUGAUGAUAACGAGUUUUUGGGAUGCUUUGCAAGCAGGGAUGAGGAAAAUACUGAUCUUGUUGUUUCAGGAAAAGAGUCGAGCGAAUACAAUAAUGGCUUUCAGAAAGGAAACAUUGACACUCAAAGUUUUAGAACUCUGGAUUCGUUAUCUAAUGAUGAAUUACGCUCAUUUCACUUACUUGGGAAUCAAACAUUUCACUUGUGGAGUACGUUUUCGAAGUUUCACAGGGCUAACAAAAUAAAGAUUCUUGAACAUUUACAAGAUCAAUGGGCUAUUGAUCGGAGAGCGGAAUGGUCAAUAUGGAUGGUUCACUCUAAGGUUGAGAUGCCUCAUCAAUAUAUAAGUAGUGCUGUUGAUGACUCGUCCUACCAUGGUUUUCAUGGGAGAGCACCUGUUCUGCGGAAAAUUUCUGAGGAUCCAGCCCAAACUGCAGCUAUGCGAGCUGAGCUUCAUAGACGAAGUAUUGCCCAAAUGAGAAUCAAUAGUAGAUCCAUUCAAGACCUGCAUAUAUUUGGAGAUCCAUCACGGAUUCCAAUCAUGCUUGUAGAGCGGACUGUAAAUGCACCAUUACGUUCAACCAGUGGAAAUUCAUACUUCAGCCGUGCGGAUCAGAAGAACAAAGUAAGCCCACUUUCAGAAGUUGGAUCCAAAGCGAUGGACAAAUUAUCUGGUGUGAGCUCCCGGCAAAGUGGUCGUGUUUUGAAAAUAGUUGUCUUUGUCCAUGGGUUUCAGGGGCAUCACCUGGACUUGCGACUAGUUCGUAAUCAAUGGCUUUUGAUUGAUCCUAAGGUAGAAUUUUUAAUGUCAGAGGUUAAUGAAGAGAAAACAUCUGGAGAUUUUAGAGAAAUGGGACAGAGACUAGCUCAAGAAGUAGUCUCUUUCAUAAAGAAGAAGAUGGAUAAGGUCUCUAGAUCUGGAGGUUUACGAAGUAUAAAGCUAAGCUUCGUUGGACAUUCAAUUGGGAACAUCAUUUUGAGAACUGCAUUAACAGAGAGUGUUAUGGAACCAUACCUCAGAUUCCUUUAUACCUAUGUAUCUGUUUCUGGUCCACAUCUAGGAUAUUUGUACAGCUCGAAUUCUUUAUUCAAUUCCGGAUUGUGGCUCUUGAAGAAGCUCAAGGGCACACAAUGCAUUCAUCAGCUUACUUUCACGGAUGAUCCAGAUCUCCAAAAUACUUUUCUGUACAGACUUUGUAAGCAAAAGACCUUGGAGAACUUCAGGAACAUUAUUCUCUUAUCUUCACCGCAGGAUGGUUACGUGCCAUAUCAUUCUGCAAGAAGAUUCGAUUUGACGAUUUGA
Coffea arabica (coffee) is the source of this 2597-nucleotide messenger RNA. The record is from RefSeq and is a predicted model, not a curated record. Lineage: Eukaryota; Viridiplantae; Streptophyta; Magnoliopsida; Gentianales; Rubiaceae.